This is a messenger RNA of Ostrea edulis (European flat oyster), 7215 nucleotides long. Its product is annotated as sprouty-related, EVH1 domain-containing protein 2-like. Gene Ontology annotation, molecular function: protein kinase binding. The transcript has 5 exons. Gene Ontology annotation, cellular component: membrane. NCBI's taxonomy places the organism in Eukaryota, Metazoa, Mollusca, Bivalvia, Ostreida, Ostreidae. The record is from RefSeq and is a predicted model, not a curated record. Bases 457 to 1737 code for a protein of 426 amino acids. Gene Ontology annotation, biological process: negative regulation of MAPK cascade; multicellular organism development.
UUCAAGCAGACUCGCAAAAAAAUGAUUUAAAAAUUUAUUCUCACCACAUUUUAGCCUAAAAUGGUGCGAUGAAUUGUAAAAUGUAACGUGUCAAUAUGUAGUUUUCAUCAUGUGAAAUAUCUUGUGUGCCGUAAAGUAGUUCCACGGACCUUCAAAUAUCUUUCCUUCGCCGAGUCGCCAUUUUGCAUUUCAGCUGCAGCAUUGCGGAAAAUAAUGAUAUAAGGAUUUUCAUCAAUAUUCCUCGGUACAAGAUGUCAAAUAUUAAUUCUUAAUGGUUUGACGAAGAUUUCAAAUUAACUUCCGGAUAGAUUAAGAAGGCUCACAAAUUUUAUAUCGGAUACUAUUUUCUUGGGCGCAGUCGUAGAGGAGUAAUUGAGUGAUGUGCAUUUCCUGUCUGAUAAUCAAGAGUUAAUUCAGGAAAAUGUAGAGGAGAUAUAUUAAAAUGGACAUUUUAACAUGACGGAGGUGUCGGUCCAAAAUGACGAGUUUAUUGUGCGUGUCCAGGCACAAGUCAUGACGCGGGAUGACUCCAGUGGGGGUUGGGUACCGAUGGGAGGAGGUGGGCUGUCUAAUGUAGGUCUGAGGAAGGUCACUCGCAAGACGGGAGAAGACCUGCUGCACAAUGAGUAUCUCAUCUAUGGCACAAGAAUAGCUGACAACUCGGUUGUUCUUGACUGCCUUCUAAAGAGAGAUAUUCGAUAUGUGAAAGCUAACCCCAAAUUUCAUCACUGGCAAACCGAUGAUAAAAGGUUUGGCCUAACAUUUGAGCGUUAUGAUGAUGCAAAGGCAUUCGACAAGGGAAUCCGAAGUGCAGUUGCUGAUCUUGUGGACGGGGGAUCAAAUGGCACUACAGAUGGCGAUGAUGAGGUGUUUGCAAUUUUAGAUCUUCCGAUCUCCCGUUCUUCAUCCCAGUCAGCCAGUACAACAUCCACCACAACCAGUAGCCCCACCCCCCAAUCUCCAACCUCGAAUGUCUCCGCCCUGGACCCGUAUCAUGUUCACAACCAUCACCAUGUUCACCGAAUUCAUUAUGUGUCUUCUUCACCUCAUAAAGCCAACAAAAAGCCUGUUACUCCACAGAGUGACAGUUCUAGUAAAUCAGACCACCAGGAGGUGUGGGUCCAUGGCGAUGACCCCAACUCCUUCAGUUCGAAAUCGGAUCAGGGACUUCUAGAUAGUCAUUCAGAACAUGAAAUGAAGGAGUAUUCCUAUGUAAUAAUAGCAAAAACACAAAAACCACACGAAUACAGUUACCCCACUCUGGAAUCUGUUCACAAACCUCCCUCUAAAAGGGAAACGACCAGCAACAUCAAACAUCAGCCUUCCAUACAAGAGCAUCCACCUCUCCCCAAGAAAAAAGACAAGAAACGAACUAAUCAUCCUCUAUUAGGAUCUUCUAAAUUUCGCUGUAAACAUUGCCAUGACAACUUUACACAGGAGGAGAACGGUCGUGGUAGCUGUGAAGAAGCCCCAGAUGGGGUAGAAAAGUGUAUAGAGUGUGUCACCUGUGUUUGGUGUGCAAAAGGACUUAUUUACCACUGUAUGAGUGACCCUGAUGGGGACUAUGGGCACCCUUGCUACUGUGAUCCCAGUGAUGCUAAUAAUUGUAAAAAGUGGACUGCUUUAACAAUUUUGUCAUUUUUUGUUCCGUGUUUAUGGUGCUACUGGCCAUUAACGGCCUGUCAUAAGUGUGGGGUUAGGUGUGGAUGUUGUGGAGGGCGACACAAGGCAGUAUAGUGGAAAAGCAACUGUAUCAACAUCAGUGUCUUCUGCUUGAUAGAAGACUGAAGCUGAGGUCAAUUGAGGAAGACUGGAUGACUUUGGAAGGAGAAUAAUGAGGAUUAGCAUACUUUUCCUCUGCACUAAUCCACUGCAAGCUCCUUAUGGUAGUCUCUAGAUUCCUCAGGAAAACCAACAGAAACACACAGCCUCACCUCCAUGAUUUAUGAAACAAAUGAUGAUAGAGGCUUUAAUUCUACAAGAUCAGCUUCUGCCUUAACUUUUACUCUUGUUAGGCUUCAAGGAGAUGCAGGUUAGCUUUACUCAUCCUCCAGAUAAAUUGAUGCUCAUCCCCGUGUCAGCUCAUUCUACAUGCACAGCUCUAUGUGGAAUAUCAAAACUAGGGUGUAGCAUCAAUUGGCUGAUUCAACUGUCAGUAGACAAAAGCUACCAGAGAGCUUGUUUCCCCUAUGCCUUAUAUCUACUUACAUUUUGAUGCCUAUUUAAUCUUUAUUGUUUUGAAAAGAAUUCUCAUGUUAUUUUAAUGUUCAAAAAGGUCAAAUUGGUGUACAAUUGUAUAUUUAACUGCCACUGUUAUUUCUAGUCACUGUUUUACAACUCUUUUGUAAUUCAUUAUUUUAAGAAUCACUUUAUAGAUAUGCGAAAAGGGAAAGAAUGGUUUGUAGUUGAUAUUUGGAGGGGUAGAAAUUGCAUCCAGAUCAACAGUAUUAAAACUAAUGUCUUUUACAUCUGAAACUACUGUAUUCUUCAGAAAAAUAAUUGGAGACAUUAAAGAAAAUAUCAUAUUUUACAUUUUUAAACUGUGUGAAUUUUACAAUCUGUUGUACAUUUAACGUCUGCGUUUUACAUUGAAUCUAAUUGGAAACCUACCUUGCACUCUUAGGUUUUUAACGUUGGUUAAAUGAAGAUGUAAAAGUUUAUCCUAUUGACGGAUAAUGUGUACCAAGUUUUCUUUAGGUUGUUAUUGUUUUAGUAUUACUGCUAUAGAGCAAACAAUUUUGUUAGUGACAUUUUGUAUGAAUUGUUAGUGAACCUCAAUGGUUUUUGUUUUAUUUCUUUAAAGUUUGUACACACAAUAUAGUCAGUGAUCAUUUUCAGUACAUAAGGAUGAAUUUUACAUAUGUGUUGAAAGUAAGAAUGCAAUGGAAAUUUAAAAUCGUAACCCUUUUAUUGCGAUCCGUGGUUGUCCAUCGUAAAAAUUUUAACAGGAAUUGUGACAAAAUUAAUGUGUAGCAUGUAAAUGGUUUGGGCACUGGGGGAUUUGGCCAAAACAUCUAAAAUAGUGUAAUCUGAGCAUUUAACACCUACACUUGAGUAAAUGUAAAGUUGUAAUGAACUUUGAGUCCAUUGCUAAAAUUUGUGAAAUCCAUGGCCCUAGUGUCCAGGUUCAGGUCAAGUGGUUGGAUACACUAUGGAUUAAGUAAUGAAAAUGCAUUAAAUUUAAGGCUGGGCGAUACUAUUGAUUUAUUACAAGACAAUCCUGAAAAAUAUUUUAAAGAAAUUCAUUUUUGAAUACAGAUAUUUACAGAAUCUAAGGAUGUUAUUUAUGAGAAAAAUUAAUUUUUGUCCUGUUUUUUUUGUUUGUUUUUUUUUUAUAUUUAUUAUUAUUGCUAAUGAAAAUGUAAAUUUUCAGAAUAUUUUUUUUUUAAAUUCAGGUAUACUUUAUUUUUUAAACUAAUUUCUUCACUGUAAAUAUUGCAAGGAAGUCAGGGCCCUGAUUUUCAUUUAAAUUUCAAAAUAGACUUGAAACUGUGCUGCAGAAAUUCAUGGCCAUGAAUCUAAGUGACUAAAGCCACAGGAUUGUCACAAAAUUUUAGCAAAUUUAGGUUUUGGGGAAAAAAAUUACCUUUUUUUCUUCUUCAAAUUUGUACAAUCAUUUUGCUUUAGAAGUAUUGAGCAAACAUUUGUUCCAUCUUUUUACAUCCCGAACUCGUGUAGGGAAUAUUUUAAGUUUGAGAGGUAGGCAAGUGUGUGCUGUCUAUUUUCUAGAGCAACAUUCUUCCUAUUUGUACAUUUUUGGCCAAAAAUAAGGGAAUUUGGAAUUUUUAUUCACUUGUGACCUUCAUCUUAAAAUUGAGACUCAUUUUGAGAUAGACCUGACCUGUUUCAGUAAAUAAUGAUCAACUAAUCUACAGUUUUGCCCAUGCUGACUUCUCAGAAUAGGGGCCAUAUAAGGCUCAUAUUCUAUCUUCUCCAUUAUAUAUGCAUUGAAUUGAAAAUAUUGCAAUAUAUUGUGAUUCAAAACUUCAGGCAAUACUCGGCCCAAGUUAAAUGCUUCAAAAUUAUCUUAACUCCUUUACAUUUAUAGCUGAUGGUGGCUGUAAUGAGCUUGAAGAGCUCUACCAAGUGUGAAAUUCAUGACCCUUUUCAGACCUUAGGGUGGGGGCUAUUUGGAUGAUAUAGUGAAAAUGCAUUAGAUAUUUGAAAGUCUUCAAUCUGUGCUCCAGAACAUCUUGCACAUAAAUAGAUAUGACCUUGAAGGCCUUUAUCGAUUUGUGUAAUUAUUCAUAACCCCUGGGUCAGGUGUUCAAACCAUGGGGCUAUAUUGACUCAUACAUGAAAAUGAACAUCUUUACUCCUGCACAUUAGCAGACGAAGUGGGUGCAUGAAUAUAGCCACUACAAAGUUUGGAUGGUAUCAUCAUGUUUGUCCAUCCAUGUUCCAUCCCAAUUCCUGUCUGGAUUGUAGCUAUGUAAUAAAGAAACAUUUAGAAGCUUAUAUUUGAUGCAAGGGUUGCUAAGGAUCAGACAUUGUGUCUGAACCAAAAGUUACUAGGUCAGAACAUGGUGAUAGAGAUGCAUUAAAUGCUCAUACUUGGCGUAAAAGGUGUUAUUUGUGGUCAGGCAUUGGGCCUUAAAAGUGGAUGAGCUCACUUUUGUUGGAGGUAUCACUUAUGAAAGGAUGGAGAAAAAAGUGAAAUGAGAUCAAAAGAGAAUUUUAUGACCCUGGAGCCAGAUGGUAUGUCAUUACAUUUAAAUAAGGUCAUUUGGUCAAGGUCACUGGUAUAAAAAAAAUUGUCUAAGGGCAUAGUUUUGUAAUGGAGAAAUAUUAGAAACUUUUACUUAGAACAAAGGUUGUCUAUGACUGAACCAAAGAUUUAACCAGGAUGAAAGUAAUUCAGAAAACAGUUAGAAAUGAUUCUUCACAAAAAUCUUGACAACAUUCAGUUUUAGGAGUUUGAAAGAUACACCCCUUUUAAUUGGUAGUUUUUCGUUGUGUGGUUGAUACUCAGGUGAUCCAUUGAGCCUCUUUGUUUAAGAUUCUGAACAGCUAUAUUUUCCCCUUCCCCAAUAAGCACCCCCACACUUUCAACUGAAAGAGAAGGUACCAUUCAUAACUAUCCAAGUUGUAAUGGGAGGGGUGUAAUACUGCUUCAGUUUGUAAAAUCAGCACAUACUAAUUUAUGCUUGUAUAUAGUUUCCUAUGGUGUUUUUGACAUAAGUUAUAUAGGAAAACCUCAUGCUUUUUAUCAACAGGAUUAUCAUUAAAAAAAAUUAUACACUUUAAAUGUGCUGAUCUAAUAACAGCUCUAUUUCCUCAUUCUUUUUGCAACUAGGGAUGCUUAUUGGGGUGAAUAUGGUACUGUGUUAUUGUACAGUGUAGGAAAGACAACUCUUUGUUAUGAAAGUACAGUGGAGGCCCAUCAAUUUGCAGUGUGGAAGAUGUGCUUAUGAAUAUAUGAUGUCUUUAUGCUCGCCUUGAUGUGUGUGUUUAGGAUUUUUAAAACUGUGAAGAGGGGAAUAAGCUAUGUCUUAAGUAUAUGUUUCUGUUCUUUUAUAUGACUUUGAAUAAAUAUUGUUACAAGUAUUACUGCAAUUCUGAUUGUUGAUCAUAUAUACAUGUAUAUCAAUUUUGUUGUAUAUUUUUUUUUGUAUGAUACAAUCAUAUUUUUUAAGAGUUAAGUAAAAGUUGGUUUAGUUUGAGUUUUUGUUAACAGUAUGGAUUAAAAUGUGUAUCCAGAAGGUUGUACAGAUUGAACACCCAUGACAUAUUUGUUGAUCCAACAAGACAGGAUUAAUACUGCACAUAUCAACUGGUUUGGAUGGCAAUUAGAUGCUCCCCUUCCCAAUUAAAAAAAUAUUGUACCAUAAAACAACCAUUGUUGUUAUGGACUAAGAUCUGCAAUUGUUUUUUCCUUCUAUUCUUUCAAAGUUGACUAAUACUACAUUUUUUAGGAAUUUGCUUGUCAAAUUGUGUUUGUGCUGUUAUUCUUUGUUUUAAAAAUGAUAGAUUACUGUCAAAAUUGUUUAAAUGUACAUUUAACAAUUUAAACAGCAUUGAAGUAAAUGUUGUUUGUGGUCCUACAUGAGGAUUUCUCAUUAAUUCUUUUUAGUCUGCAGGUUAUUUUUUUUUUCAUUGUAUGCUCAUGUUUGUGUUAUUUUGUACACAGGUUUGUCAUCCAAUGCUACAAAAUCAACUGUUGUGAUUUUAUACGGAUAAAUGUGCAAUUUUUGUGUAUUUACAAUGCUUGUUUAUUCUCUUAUAAGUUUUUCGUUUAUGGAGUUCAUUUCUGUGUAUCAUGUUUCAAAACCAUACGGAAAGUAGUGCCAGAUGGUCUAUCGUAGUGUUAGAUGAUGAGCUGUGAAAAAAUCAUGAUGUUUUUAGUUUGGCAUACGAAAAUUAUCAGGUCUAAGAGUUGUUAUAUGCAUAAAUGGCAAAUGUUUUAUGAUAAUCAUGUUGCAAAGUAAUCUUUCAUGAUGAAAUAAUUUUUUUUCCUCAGUAAAGUAUUAUGAAAUAAUUUAAGAAUUGUAAAGUAGCAGAUUUUAAGAAUUAUGUAUUAUUUCAAACUACUGUGAAAAUAAAACUGUAUAUUCCACAUGUAUUCAUUAUGAGUUCUUUGAUUACACAUAAAUCAUUUUGUAAGUUGUAAUCAUCUCUCCAGAUCUGAAUGUUUCCCUAGAAUGAUGGAAAAAGACUUUGCAAACAUGCAAUGAGUAGUCUGCGACAUUGUGAUCUGUCAGUGCUUUUUGUUAAUGAUAGCUUUUUAUGGAGCAUUGAAUGACGCUUACGACCCAGUACUUGUGGCCUGUACCAACAAUGUCCGAACACAAAACAUGUCUGCUUGUCCAAGUGUUUCUCCUAUUGUUUCUGUUUGUCCUUUGGUUCCAUGUUAUUCUGAAUUCAGUUCACUGAUUUGAUUGGUAUGAGACAAGGAGGAACACUUUGUACAAGACUAUUUGUUCUGUUUCUUCAUCAACAGGCAGCUGUCAAUAUAAUGGAGGAAUAUGGAAUAUUACACCCAUUUUUUGUACUUUGUGAAUUUUUGUAUCAGUCUGUCAGUCUGUCUUCAGUGAGCAGACUUUUUGUGUUGUCUAAAUGAAGAAAGCUUUCAAAUGAGAACUUGUUCUGUAACUUAUAUUGCACUUGUCAUGUUUUGCAUACGUGUAACAGAAUUCAAUUUGAAAAGAUACAGUAAAAUACAUUAUGUAUUUUAUUAUUUGAAAUAAAAUAAAACAUGCAUUUACAAACAUAAAA